Messenger RNA from Trypanosoma rangeli, 432 nucleotides. Its product is annotated as histone-binding protein RBBP7. Lineage: Eukaryota; Euglenozoa; Kinetoplastea; Trypanosomatida; Trypanosomatidae. Bases 1 to 432 code for a protein of 143 amino acids. The transcript has a single exon. Gene Ontology annotation, cellular component: nucleus. Gene Ontology annotation, molecular function: histone binding. Gene Ontology annotation, biological process: regulation of gene expression. The record is from RefSeq and is a predicted model, not a curated record.
AUGGGAACACACACAGACGUCGUAACGGAUGUCUCUUGGCACGGCUCUCAGGGUUAUCUCCUGCUCUCGGCGGGUAUGGAUGGGGCAAUACAACUGUGGGGCACAAGAGAUAAAAAAUCUGGUUGCUCAUGGCCCCGUGUACAUGAGGGUGGUAUUACCGCUGCCCAACUACAUCUCACUACCGCUUUUCAGGUUGUCAGUGCCAGUUUAGACAGUGUGCUGCACUUGUGGGACAUUCGACAACACAAAAAGACGGAGCUUCCCUUGCUGUGGUAUUAUGGUAAGAGUAUCACGGGACUUCUGUGGGCCCCCUUUAGUGAGACAGUACUGAGUACCUUCAGCGAGGAUGGACUAGUUGCCAUCUGGGAUAUGAUCAAACAAUUUUUAUGCCUUUUACAGAUACUGAGGAUGAACCUGCUAUGCUUGUCUUGA